This is a messenger RNA of Ctenopharyngodon idella (grass carp), 1237 nucleotides long. RefSeq names its product stomatin (EPB72)-like 3b (gene stoml3b). Gene Ontology annotation, cellular component: plasma membrane. The coding region runs from base 99 to 941 and encodes 280 amino acids. The transcript is spliced from 7 exons. Lineage: Eukaryota; Metazoa; Chordata; Actinopteri; Cypriniformes; Xenocyprididae. The record is from RefSeq and is a predicted model, not a curated record.
ACCCUUUAUAGGAAGUGCUUUAGCAGUAUAAAUACAUCUCUCAGUUAUCCACAAAGCCAGUGCCGUCUUCAACACAUCCUGUGUAGCAACACAACUACAUGGAAAUGGAGUCUGAGAUGGAGCGUGGUGCCCAGAGCAAGCAGAAUCUAAUCAGUGAAAAUAAUGGGGGUUUGGGUUGCUGUGGGUGGAUCCUUGUGAUUAUCUCUGCAUUUUUCAGCAUCUUAAUAUUUCCAAUCAGCAUUUUCAUAAGCAUUAAGAUCGUGAAAGAGUAUGAGCGUGCUGUCAUAUUUAGACUGGGGAGAAUAACAGCUCGAAAAGCCAAAGGACCAGGAAUCUUCUUCAUCCUCCCCUGCACGGACACUUUUGUCAAAGUGGAUCUGAGAACCAUCUCAUUUGACAUCCCUCCCCAGGAGAUCUUGACCAAAGACUCGGUGACAGUUUCUGUGGAUGGUGUUGUGUACUUCCGUGUAAGUGACCCUGUUGCCUCAGUGGCAAACGUGACCAAUGCGGAUUACUCCACCCGCCUACUGGCCCAGACCACAUUGAGGAAUGUCUUGGGGACCAAGAACCUGGCUGAGGUCCUUUCUGACCGAGAAGGCAUCUCCCACAGUAUGCAGAUGUCUCUAGAUGAGGCCACAGAUUCGUGGGGUAUCAAGGUGGAGCGAGUGGAGAUUAAAGAUGUUAAACUACCACAGCAGCUGCAGAGAGCUAUGGCAGCCGAGGCCGAGGCUGCCCGUGAGGCCAGAGCAAAAGUCAUUGCAGCAGAGGGAGAGAUGAAUGCAUCCAGGGCUCUGAAGGAGGCGUCUCUGGUGAUCGCAGAGUCUCCAUCCGCCCUUCAGCUCAGAUACCUCCAAACUCUCAACACCAUUGCAGCUGAGAAGAACUCCACCAUCAUCUUCCCUCUGCCCAUGGACGUCAUGAGUCACUUCAUGAAGAAAUGAUCGCUGAAUAUUCACAAAGUUUAUAUUACACAAAGUGUUUACUAAUCAUUCAUUUAGUAAUUUUUACAUGAUUUUCUUAUGUGCCAUGUUUGACAUAUUUAAGUUUUUUACAUGUUGUGGGGAUGAUAUCAUAUAUCUUUACCUGGAAAAUAGUGAUGCAACAAAUGACUUUAUUUCAAAAAUACAAUAUCAUAUUUCAGAAAAUAUAUCAAUGUGUUAUGCAACUUUCAAAUGCCAAUUUUAUAUUCUUAUACAAGUAUGCAUGAAAUUAAAUAAAAUCUACAGUAAAAACAAAA